Molecule: messenger RNA, 450 nt
Organism: Pseudomassariella vexata
Lineage: Eukaryota; Fungi; Ascomycota; Sordariomycetes; Amphisphaeriales; Pseudomassariaceae
Exons: 2
Coding region: 1-450 (149 amino acids)
Source: RefSeq, a predicted model, not a curated record
AUGAUGAGCAAACAACUCCACUUCGAGGUUUUGGAACAACACGAGGCUCCCCUCUCACCUCAGACUUUUGUCCACCAGGGACAGACGGGAAUUCAAAUCAGGAUUGCCCAGCCGGGCAAUCUCUUUAGGGUUCUCUUGAUUGAUUGGAGAAACCUCGCCAUUGGUCGGCCUUCCAUCACUCCAAGGUUGGAUGGCUUGAGAGCCAAGCCCAUCCCAACUUUUGUCGAAGCAGGCAUGACAUUUGAAUUUGAAUUCGGGGGCGACGUGGCCAAUCCGUCUGAUUCGAGACGGUCUGAAUCCAACAGGCUAAGGCCGGUGGCUGAAAACGCUAAAUCUAUGCUUAAAAUGAUCCCUAGAUCAGGAAUGGAGCGAGAACCUCGUGGCGCCAAGACGCCAACCCUCGCCAAUGGUCGCACGCCCAAUCUACGUACCUCAAAUUUGCCAAGGUAA